This is a messenger RNA of Trichoderma atroviride IMI 206040, 840 nucleotides long. RefSeq lists its product as uncharacterized. The record is from RefSeq and is a predicted model, not a curated record. Lineage: Eukaryota; Fungi; Ascomycota; Sordariomycetes; Hypocreales; Hypocreaceae.
AUGGCCAGGAACCUUCGCUCCAAGAUGCCUCGCGCCGACCCUCUCUUCGUUCUUGAUAUCAGUCAAGCUACGUUGGACAAGUUUGUUGAGGAGACUGGACAAGAUGCAGCAAGCGCAGGCGUGGAGGAGGGCGCUUGCCAAGUACAAGUUGCCAAGAAUGCCAGAGAGGUUGCAGAGAAAGCAGACAUUAUCAUUACCUGCCUUCCUACCGUCAAAAUGGUCAAAGACACAUUCGCUCCCAUGAUCAAGGAGGGUUCUCUACCGGAGACGCUACAGAGCCGUUUCGUAGACGCCCCAGUCUCAGGGGGGGCCGUUGGCGCCCAGGCCGGGAAGCUGUCGUUCAUGUUUGGGACGGAUGUAGACUCUGAAGGCUUAGUCGAUUAUCUCAAGUCCGUCCUCUUACUGAUGGGCACCAAGGCUUGGCACAUGGGAGGGCAAGGGUGCGGCGUAUCUGCAAAGUUAGCUAACAACUAUAUCCUGGCCAUCAACAACAUUGCCGUGAGCGAGGCGUUGAACAUGGGCCGCGAGUGGGGGCUCGACCUCCACAAGCUGACGGAGCUGAUCAACUCUUCCAGGGGACAUUGCUGGCCCGUAGAGGUCAACAACUCCGUCCCCGGCGUGGUGCAAGGCUCUCCAGCCUCCAAAGAGUAUACGCCGGGCUGCCCGGUGAGCAUGAUUAACAAGGACCUGGGGCUUGCCAUGUCUGGGGCGUCGGACGCAAAGACUCCGCUGUUGCUGGCUGAGACGGCUCGCGAGGCUUACAAUAAAGUGGACGGGGAGUACCAAGGUCAGGACUUUUCGGUCGUGUAUCAGUACCUCAGCCGCAGGUCUUCUGCCUAG